UGUCAGUGUGUUGAUUGGAUCUCAGUAACCGUCCAUCACUCACUGACCCUCUCACACAACUAACAGUCCACUCUUGUUCUCGCUUUCAGCCACAUUUACUGUGUUUUCUGUCGCUGUGUGUUGUGGAAGAUAAAGAUGUUCAGAACUAUAUACAAGCAGGCGAAGAAACAUCCCGGGCUCAUGCCUCAGUUCCUCUUCAUGUUUGUUGGAGUGAGUGGAGCGUUUCUCUAUCUGAUCCGGCUGGCUCGUGGACCUUACAUCAGCUGGGACAGGAAGAAUAACCCUGAACCGUGGAACAAUCUCGCCCCGACCUAUCAGUACAAGUUGGUGGCCGUCACCACAGACUACGAGAGUCUGAAGAAAGAAGGACCUGACUUUUAAAAGACCUCAGCAGAACCGCAGGCGCACACACACACACACACACACACACACACACACACACACACACACACACACACACACAUAUAUAUACAAUUAUAUUUAUUAAAUAAGGAUCAAAGAUGAGGCAUGUCAACAUCAAAUUACACACGUUUUGAUUUGAGUUUCAUAAUUUACAUUUUACAUACACAGAAAGAUUGUUAAAUGUUUAAAAAGUGUUCAAUGUUUCAAGUAACUUGUGAAAAUAAAAUACUAAAAUAUGAGUGUAAUUAUGUGCCAUCAUUUAGCGUAACAUAUAUAUUUAUGUAAAGAAUAUACUUAUUCUAACCUGAAUGAAUUAGAUCUAUAAUAGACUGUCUUUUAACUCGUCCACCAUCUGGUAUUUGGUUUUCCACAGAUUUCACCGUAAGUCAUUCUAGUUGUUUCCUGGUGUGUUUCUGUGCUGCUCCAUGGAAAGGUCUGAGACACUAAAGACGUGUUUUUUAAGCAUUAAAGGAACCGUUCUGUC
Molecule: messenger RNA, 886 nt
Organism: Carassius auratus (goldfish)
Lineage: Eukaryota; Metazoa; Chordata; Actinopteri; Cypriniformes; Cyprinidae
Product: cytochrome c oxidase subunit NDUFA4-like
Exons: 4
Coding region: 136-381 (81 amino acids)
Cellular component (GO): respiratory chain complex IV
Source: RefSeq, a predicted model, not a curated record